This is a messenger RNA of Colossoma macropomum (tambaqui), 513 nucleotides long. Its product is annotated as fatty acid-binding protein, liver-type-like. Gene Ontology annotation, cellular component: cytosol; nucleus. Lineage: Eukaryota; Metazoa; Chordata; Actinopteri; Characiformes; Serrasalmidae. The record is from RefSeq and is a predicted model, not a curated record. Gene Ontology annotation, molecular function: fatty acid binding. The transcript is spliced from 4 exons. Gene Ontology annotation, biological process: fatty acid transport. Bases 58 to 441 code for a protein of 127 amino acids.
AAUCAUAUAAAAAGCUUUAGAAACCGGCAAUCUUCUCCUCUCGCUCAAUCUACCACAAUGGCCUUCUCUGGAAAAUAUCAGCUGGAAAGCCACGAGGGCUUUGAGGCCUUCAUGAAAGCUACUGGUCUUCCUGAUGACCUUAUUGAAAAAGGCAAGGAUAUCAAGAGCACCUCAGAGAUCGAGCAGAAUGGGGACAAUUUCAAAGUGACUGUGACCACAGGAACCAAAGUCCUGGUCAGCUCCUUCACUGUGGGUCAGGAGGCUGAGCUGGAGACGCUGACUGGAGAGAAAGUCAAGUCUGUGGUGAGAAAAGAGGGAAACAAGCUGAAGGUUACUCUGAAAGGCAUUGAGUCAGUCACGGAGCUCGUUGAUGCCAACACACUGGUCAAUACCCUGACUCUGGGAAACCUCACCUACAAGAGGGUCAGCAAGCGUGUGUGAUGUGACAGACUACUCUGUUUGGGUUGGAAAAAAGUGUAAAAAAUGCAAAUUAAAUAAGACAUUUUUAAUCCA